CCGUUAGUUUAGGUUCGGUGACUUAGGCUGGUUAUGAUUUGGCAGGUUGUUCCCGUAGACACGCCAAGUGGCAUAGAGAUACUUAGCUAGUCGUUGCUUUGACUUUUAAAAAUAAGGUAAUAAGUUACAGAAUUUACCUUCCUUCCUCUUUGUUUUUCACAACAGAAAUUGGUUUUUACUUGCCAAAUGAAAGAGAAAUGCUUUUAUGGCUUCCAAUAGAACAUUAUUGCAGGGCAAAGCUAAAUCUAAUUUGAAACUUUUGUAUAAAUAGGGUAUGCUGACCAAUAUUUAUGUAUUAGUCAAAAAUAGAAAUCUCUAUGAUAAGACACAAAACCGUUUUGAUUGAGUUAAUCUUAUGAAUUUAUUACAUCAUUAGAGGUGAAAAAUCAGAGGAGGAAGAAUGAAGAAUUUGUUUAUCAGUAAAUUCCACUUUUAUUAUUACUUCAAAUGUUGUUCUGUAUUCUGGUGUGAUGUAAAUCAAUUAGCGAAGUUCCACUGGUUUGAUAUGCUGGAUUUACUUUGAUAAUCCUCUUUCAUAAUAUACAUCAUUCCAUAUGUCAUAUUUUUAUUUUCAAUUAUAGCUUUCAGCUUAUUUACAUGUCCCUAGAUAAAAAUUGCCAAGUAUUCAGGUCUGCAUUCCCCUUGCGGUUUACACAAUGCAGAUUUUAUUUUAUUUUAUUUGUUUGGCUCAAGUACAGAGUUGAUUGAUAGACAAUAUAUGUGUAUAUAUAGUUCAAUAUACGCUAGUCUAUUAUACUGUGGAUGACGUUUCUUUGUAUUCUUAUGAGAUUAUGGAUUAUGGUUGACUUUGCAACAUUAGAUUUCUUUAAUUCAUAUUCCAAUGUAUGGAUUGCUUGUGGUCUAGUGGUCUACUGUAUUUAUCAUUGAAUUACUGACAGAGUUUGUUUGACUAAGUGAAAUAUUUUGGUAUAGAGGAGAGAAGGUUGAAGUUGUUGCUUUGGUUAUGUGUAAUUUCCUAGAACUAGAACUAUAGGCCAUCAAUCUUCUGUUUUAUUGUUCUUCUUCCUGGAUUGUUUUCUAUUGCAUGUAUACGCGUUUAAGCUCGCAGCCACCAUGCGUGAAAGUUUAAACAAAUUAGCCCACUUCAGCAAUCUUUGUUCCCGAUAUAGGUUUUUCUGCUAAUUGAUUGUGAAUCCUCCCUCUCUUCCUAGUGGUUGUGUUUGUCUAAUCUGAUAUGGGGAUUCUAAAAAUCUUGCUGGUCAUCCUUGUUACUGGGUUUUGCUUCCAAACUCCAGUUUUGAGCUUUCAGAACCUGACAUGCAAUCCAAAUGACUUUCAAGCAUUGCAGGAUUUCAUGACAGGUUUAUCAACAAAAGUAGGUGGGUGGGGAAAUGAUUUCUCUUCCAAUUGCUGUAAAUGGCCAGGUAUCACUUGCAACUCUUCAUCUUCUCUUGGAUUGAAUGAUUCUAUUGAUACCUAUAGAGUGGUUAAGUUGGAGCUUCCGAGUAAAAGACUAGUGGGAAAACUAUCUGAGUCUAUAGGCAAUUUGCAACAGCUAAGGACACUUAACCUCUCCCACAAUUUUUUCAAAGCCUCACUUCCAGUUUCAUUGUUCCAUUUGCCAAAUUUACAACUGUUAGACCUGAGCUUUAAUGACAUUUCUGGUCCCAUUCCAGUUGUUAUUGAUUUACCUUCAAUCCAGUCCAUUGACAUGUCAGGAAACAUCUUGAACGGUACUCUUCCAGCAAGUAUCUGCGUCAAUUCUCAUCACCUUCGUGUGCUGAACCUAGGUGUGAACUACUUGUCUGGUAGCCUCCCACCAGGUCUUGGCAGUUGUAGUUCCUUGGAAGACCUCCGUCUCAAUAUGAAUGAUCUCAGAGGUGGAAUAUCUGAAGGUUUAGUUCGGCUGCGAAAGCUAACCCAGUUGAGAAUUCAAGGUAACCAGUUUUCCGGGCCACUGAGCAAAGAAGUUGGUAACCUCAUCAACCUUGUUUGUUUGGAUAUCUCGACUAAUUCGUUUUCAGGAACUAUCCCAGAUGUUUUCCACAGCCUUGGAAGGUUACAGUUUUUUAUUGCUGAUGCAAAUAAUUUUAGUGGUCAAAUACCACCUUCUCUGUCAAAUUCCCCAACUAUUUCUUUGCUUGGUGUGAGAAACAAUUCACUGGAGGGUACCAUCCAACUGAAUUGUUCAGCAAUGACCAGUUUGGUCUCUCUUGAUCUAGGUUCCAAUCGGUUUGAUGGGCCUAUUCCAUCCAAUCUUCCCUCUUGUAGGCAUUUGAAUAAUAUAAAUCUUGCCCGGAACAAUUUGAGUGGCCAAAUCCCAGAAAGUUUCAAGAAUUUUCAUACUCUUUCUUACCUAUCACUCUCAAACUCCAGCAUUUCUAAUCUUUCAUCUGCCCUUCAAAUAUUACAGCAGUGUCAAAACAUAACUACUCUGGUUCUCACAAUGAACUUCCUUGAUGAAGAAUUGUCAGCUGAUCCAACCCUUCAUUUUGAAAAUUUGAAGGUUCUCAUUCUUGCAAAUUGUGGGCUCAUGGGUUCAAUACCCCAAUGGUUGAGUAGUAGUAGCAAUCUGCAGUUGUUGGAUUUAUCUUGGAACCGCUUGGAAGGAACAAUCCCAGUCUGGUUUGGUGGUUUUAGGCAUCUCUUCUACCUGGACGUAUCAAACAAUUCUCUCACUGGGGAUAUUCCUAGAAGCAUAACUGGACUACGGAGCCUCAUUGAUUGGAAUUAUUCCUCAGUUCAAGAUCCUUCCCCCGAUUUUCCUCUUUUCAUGAAAAAGAAUGCAAGUGCAAGAGGAUUGCAGUAUAAUCAAGUUUGGAGGUUCCCACCUACAUUGGAAUUUCGCAACAAUGAGCUUAGCGGACCAAUCUGGCCAGAGUUUGGGAACCUGAAAUCACUUCAUGUUUUGGAUCUUGGAUUCAACAGUCUAUCGGGACCAAUUCCAAAUACUCUAUCUAAGAUGACCAGCUUAGAGACUCUAGAUCUGUCUCAUAACAAGCUCUCGGGGAGAAUACCACCUUCGUUGGUUCAGCUCAGCUUUUUGUCCAAGUUUAGUAUUGCAGACAACCAGUUAGAGGGGUCGAUCCCUACAGGAGGUCAGUUCAUGACCUUUCCGAAUUCCAGCUUUCAAGGGAACAAUCUCUGUGGCUUCCAUGCUCCCUCUUGUAGGUCAGAUUCCAAGCCAGAAGAACUGGAUAGCGGACCACCCGAAAAAUCAUCAAGAGUAGAAUUAGAAGUUGAUGGGGUUUAUAUAGGAAUAGCUGUAGGGUUUGUAUUUGGAAUCGUCUGUUUUAUUGGAACAGAUAAAUAUGUAUGGACGUGGAAGUUCUAAUAUAUGUUUCCCCCUCGUUCCCUGUGGAAGGGGUUUGGGCUGGGAUUCUUCUUUUCAUUAGCUUUGUGUGUGUGUUGUUUGCCGCAUUUUAUUCCUAUGGCUUGAGUACGAAGAGGAUUGAAUAUAGAUAGUUCAACAUACGAUCUGUUAAACUAGUUGGUAUAAGAUUGUGGAUUAGGAUGACUGAGAGUGAGAAAUUCUUUACAGAAUCACAGAAAGUGCAUUUAGAACAAGUUUAUCCAAAAUUCCAUAUUACAAAUCUGUCGAUGAUGAUUCCAUAUUUAGAUACUCAGAUUAUGCAUAGUUCAAGACGUGCAUUAUGGUUUAUUGACAGAAACCGGGCUUUGACUAAGUGAAGCAUUUUAGUACAAAGCUGGCUUAUGCAUGGGAGCUUUCAUCUACUACUAAAGUAGCUAAUUUCAAUGUGGGAGGAAUAGACGUACAGCAGUCAAGCUGCCAAGUCAUCAUGGACCAUCUAAUUGUGACUUCAAAUUUCAUACUGCAUGUAGUCUCUUCAUCCAAGCAAAGCUCGCAUUCUUUGUAGGCCUGAAAUUGAAUCUCAUAAUCACCUCUUCUUUGAGAGUCCUUACAGAGUUAUAGCCGUGGAAUCUGGACUAGUCUUAUGAGCAAGUGUGGUGAGAGUUGGCUUUGUCCUCCUUGGCCUGAUUUUAUUAUCUGGGCAUUAAUUUUGUCCAAGUUUAUGGGGUUGUAAUCAAUCAAUUAGCUGGGGUACCCUAAAUGGAUGACUGAAGUGGAUGGGGUCAUCAAAUUCAAAAACCAGACGUGGAUUUCAGAGCCAGAAGUGGAUGACUGACCACCACCACCGAGACAAUCAAGACUAGAAAUAGAAUCUAAAGGAUUUUAUGUAGGAAACUAGGAAUAGCUGUGGGAUUUGUAUUUGGAUUAGCGUGUUUUAUUGUAACAAAUAGAUACGUACGUAUGGACUUGGAAUUUUUAGCAUUUGUAUCUCCCUCCUUCCUUGUGGACCUAACCUGGUUCGACAGAGCUGGCUUCAGAAUUACAGUUUACUUUUUCCUAUGCUGUAUAUCUGUAGCUUUCUUCUGUUUUGCUUUUCUGUUGGUUAUCGUUUAUAGGUUUGGACUGUGGGAUUGGUU
Messenger RNA from Rosa rugosa (rugosa rose), 4410 nucleotides. RefSeq names its product phytosulfokine receptor 1-like. The transcript has a single exon. NCBI's taxonomy places the organism in Eukaryota, Viridiplantae, Streptophyta, Magnoliopsida, Rosales, Rosaceae. The record is from RefSeq and is a predicted model, not a curated record. Bases 1196 to 3295 code for a protein of 699 amino acids. Gene Ontology annotation, molecular function: protein binding.